AUGAAGGCUUCACCAGAAAACGCGAAUUCACACAUUGAUAACUGGCUACUGAGUCACUACUCCAUCCAACAUUUACACUUUCGGACCAGGAAGAGAAGCCCACAGGCAGGCAGCGGCCACUCGGCCCCAGAGAGACCUCUGGAGUUGGGGCUUGCAGAGGCACCACGGCUUUGUGCCACCACCUCUGUCUCCCGAGUUAGAUGGGACCUUCUGACUCGGGAGACAGAGGUGGCGGCUAGGAGCCAGCAGAAAGGGACCCCGGCGGCUCCCUCACCCAGUGUGCCCGGCAGCGCCUUGGAAGUGUUCUCUGACUCGUGUUUUUGCCUCGGAGGGGCCUCGAGGCCACAUCAUAAAGCCAGGCAGGGGUGCUCCUCACUGCAGAACUGCCAGGACGAGGCGCACCAGCAGCCGCCCAGGACCGGCCGCAGGGCAGGCUGGCCUUCGGCAGACACAGUGGCAAACACCCAGAAGAGGCCGACCUGCGGGGCGGGGGUGGGGCUGGGGAGUGGGAAGGGCGCGUCCGGACUGGUGAGAGCGGCUCGGCUCGGCUCGGCCUCCGGGGAUUCGCACAAAGCCGGGUUUGCCUGUGUGUUGGGAAGAAGGAGGCUGGAUGUUGGCGGCAGGGCAGGGAGGGAAAACCUGGGCGGGACCCCUGACCACACCACGGCGAAGGGGGCCCCAGGCGUUGUCACUGCCAGGAAGACAGCCAGGCCCUGCCCUCCUCCGGCACUCUGCCCAGCGCCCUUCGGGCACCCCUCAGCCCUGCGCCCCAAGGGCACCCCUCAGCCCUGCGCCCCACGGGCACCCCUCUGCCCUGCCCCCCACGGGCACCCCUCAGCCCUGCGCCCCAAGGGCACGCCUCAGCCCUGCGCCCCUCUGGCACUCUGCCCUGCCACUCUGCUUCCUCGCAGGCUCCUAGAGGGCACACCCUUCCUGGUAAGGGCGGGACUGACCCCGGAAACAGAGAGCAGAGACCGACGGGCCCGCCUUGCAUUCCCCGGCGGGGGAAAGAGGGGGGCUCAGUACAAAUGCUUGGGCCCACUGGGGAACAGGCUCCAGAGGCGGGUGCGCCGGGGCCAGGCUGCAGCCAGUCAGAGGCCACGGGGUGGGAGCUGCCUGCCGGAGGAGCGCGCGGGGAGCUGGGCCGCGCUGCGGGAGCCGCCCGGAACCAUGAAAGCCGCCUGUCUCUUCCUGCUGGCGUCCCUGCUGUGCUCCAGGCGGGCCCUGAGCCUGCAGUGCUACAACUGCGAUGCCAACAAGGAAGCCAGCCAGUGCAAGGUCUCCUCGUGCGGCGGGGUCUGCUUUAAGGGCGACGUGGUCCUGACGGUGAAAGGCAGCGGCGAGAAGGUUACCAUGGGAUUCAAGAGCUGUGCUCCCUCCUGCGAGGACGCCUCAAAGACCCUACAGUUGUUCCGGCCGGAGGGUCUGCCCGGGUUCCCCGGGGGUGUGGAGAGCGUUGUGAAUUCGGAGGUGAAGAACCUGGCCUGCUGCGAGAAGGACCUUUGCAACGGGGCAGCCAGGGCCGGGCGCAGCCUCGCGGCGCUGGCCGGGGGGCUCCUGCUCAGCUUGGGGCCCCUCCUCUUGGCGCUGCUGUGAGGACCCUCCUGCUACUCAGGCACCACGGGCUCCUCCAGAAGCUUGAAAGGGGCCUCGCCACGGUCAUGAAUUCCACCCGGGACGCACAGUCGUAGUGACCUCACACUAGCUCUCUCUUGCAUGCACGCACACUGGCACAUGCCCAUGCGUGCGCACACACACGGGGUGCCCACGGUGCCCACAGCCUCAGACCCUAGAGUGCUCAGCAAACACAGGCUGUGCUGGAGUUCAUUCCGCUCUGCCGCCCAGCGCGGGCAGGGGAGGGGCGGGCAGUCCAGGCCGCUGUGCUGACCCCAGCCGCUGCUGCCACCCACCUGCCCAGUGCCCUGCCACCUGCCAACAAGCGCGCCAAUCCCGCAGGGCCGUCAGUUAAUCACUGACCCAAGAUCCAGGGCCCACAAGACCUGGCUGGACAGGGGCCUCUCGGAGAGCCCCACCUCCGGCCCUUCCAGCCCAGCUCCUGGCAACAGCACCGCAGGCAGGGCAACAGAAAAUAAACGCUUUCCAGCAGCGGC
Molecule: messenger RNA, 2111 nt
Organism: Cebus imitator (Panamanian white-faced capuchin)
Lineage: Eukaryota; Metazoa; Chordata; Mammalia; Primates; Cebidae
Exons: 4
Coding region: 1-1596 (531 amino acids)
Biological process (GO): acetylcholine receptor signaling pathway
Cellular component (GO): plasma membrane
Molecular function (GO): acetylcholine receptor inhibitor activity; acetylcholine receptor binding
Source: RefSeq, a predicted model, not a curated record